CUUCACUAGACCUAUCUUUUUGUCAAGUCAUGGCUCGCACCAAGCAGACCGCUCGCAAGUCCACCGGCGGCAAGGCCCCGCGUAAGCAGCUGGCCACCAAGGCCGCCCGCAAGAGCGCCCCAGCCACGGGCGGCGUGAAGAAGCCCCACCGCUACCGGCCCGGCACCGUGGCGCUGCGCGAGAUCCGGCGCUACCAGAAGUCGACCGAGCUGCUGAUCCGCAAGCUGCCGUUCCAGCGCCUGGUGCGCGAGAUCGCGCAGGACUUCAAGACCGACCUGCGCUUCCAGAGCUCGGCCGUCAUGGCCCUGCAGGAGGCGAGCGAGGCCUACCUGGUAGGUCUGUUUGAGGACACCAACCUGUGCGCCAUCCACGCCAAGCGUGUGACCAUCAUGCCCAAGGAUAUCCAGCUGGCCCGCCGCAUUCGUGGCGAGAGGGCGUAAUAUACAACAUUGCUUCCACAAAGGCUCUUUUUAGAGCCACCAACUAUUCACCUAAGUGGCUGUUUCCACUUCUAAAACCAUACUCCCGAAAGGUUUAGUUCAAGAACAGUGUUGCUGCAUCUCAUGUUAUCCUGUAUUGGUUUCCAAACAUACUGCAACACAUCUAGUUUACAGGAGAUGUGGUGCAGUCUUACAAGGUGACUAGGAUAUACAAAUAGGCAAGGUGAAAAGAAUCCCAUCUCUUUAAAAUACGUAUUUAUCCAGGAUUUGAACUACUUUGGUCUAGCAUAAAUCCAACCUCCAGCAAGCCUGCUGUCUCCAGGCUCUUUCUCCCUGUGCAGCAGCAGUCCUUCACUAUCGAAUGACACAUUUCAAAGAAUGAACGUUGCCUGGCCCUUUUUAUCUCUUCCCACUGCAAAGGAAUAUGAAGCAAGUCUUGAAUGUUCUGGGAAUGAAGGAAAUAAUUACUUUUCAGCAGCAAUGUGGCUAGCCUGACAAAGCACAAAGCUGAAAGUUGAAUCCCUCUUUCCCAAACAAUUAUAUAUGGAAAAUACAACCACAUUUAAGUGUGGGUGGUGGUGGUGGGGCAGGAGUACAUCUAAACUUCAACUACACCGAUACACCCGUAGCACUCUAAUUCACAUGCUGUUUAACACCUGUUAUAAAGAAAGCACUUUGCAUACCGGACAUUUUGAGACAUUUGUCAUCAGCUUUCUGAGGCUCAGUCUCAUACCCAUCAACCAACAACAAAGACUAUGCUGUCAUCAGGUCCUCUGGUAAACAGUUUGCACGAAAAUAUUGAGUAAAUAUUGCUUGUGCCAGAUAUUCCCAAUUAGGCAAAAAGGCUGUUAAUAAAACGACGGUCUGAUCUUA
This is a messenger RNA of Apodemus sylvaticus (European woodmouse), 1313 nucleotides long. RefSeq names its product histone H3. The coding region runs from base 30 to 440 and encodes 136 amino acids. The record is from RefSeq and is a predicted model, not a curated record. Gene Ontology annotation, cellular component: nucleosome. The transcript has a single exon. Gene Ontology annotation, molecular function: DNA binding; structural constituent of chromatin; protein heterodimerization activity. Lineage: Eukaryota; Metazoa; Chordata; Mammalia; Rodentia; Muridae.